Pichia membranifaciens NRRL Y-2026 is the source of this 1119-nucleotide messenger RNA. RefSeq lists its product as hypothetical. The record is from RefSeq and is a predicted model, not a curated record. The transcript has a single exon. Lineage: Eukaryota; Fungi; Ascomycota; Pichiomycetes; Pichiales; Pichiaceae. The annotation marks the transcript as partial. Gene Ontology annotation, cellular component: endoplasmic reticulum membrane; oligosaccharyltransferase complex.
AUCUACGACUUGAACGAAAACAUUGUGGUUUCCAACGUGGUGAUUCUCCCCAACAAAGCCAAGAAGCUUGCGUCGAACAUCGACCACGCCUCGUUGCUCACGUACGCCAACAACGGCGGCAAUGUUGUGGUUGUGAGCGAGGACUCGGGCACGCAGCUCGACGUCAGCAUCUUCCUCAACCAAUUGGGCAUCUACCCGUCGCCAAAGGGGUACAAGUACACGGACUUCCACUCGGGCUCGGCGGCGCCGCUUGCGAAGAUCGAGGCUCCACGCUUCCUGAACAAGCACGUUGUGUCGGAGGACGUGUCCGGGCUCUCGCUCGAGGACGCCUCGGUGGCGCUGGUGUCCAACUCGGAGUACCUCGUGCCGCUGCUCAAGGCGUCGAGAACGUCGUUCACCACCAACGGCGACGCCGGCAAGGACUCCGUGUGGCACACGGGUAACGAGGGGUACCUCGCCGUUGCGUUCCAGGGCCUCAACAACGGGCGGGUGCUGUGGCUCGGCUCGCCAGCUCCGCUGAAGAACACGUCGUUCAACAAGGGGCUCGUCGACAGCGUCGUCCAGUGGACGUUCCAGCUCAAGUCCGUCAUCCGGGCGACCUUUGCGCACCACAAGCGGGUCGACGCCUCGGGCGAGAGCGACCUCCCCUUUGUCGACGAGGACGACUACUACAAGAUCAAGGACACCGCGUAUUUCGAGAUUGGCCUCUCCAGAUACGAGGCCGACAGGAAGACGUGGGUCCCAUACACGGUCGACGAGGAGGACGUGGCCAACAAGGUGCAGCUCGAGUUCAUCAUGCUCGACCCCUACUACAGACUGAACCUGAACCACACGCACAACACCGACACCGAGGCCGUCUACUCGGCGCUCUUCCGGCUGCCGGACCAGCACGGCAUGUUCACCUUCUCCGUCGACUACAAGCGCCCGGGCCUCUCGUACGUGAAGGUCGAGGACGUUGUCCCCGUGAGACACCUUGCCAACGACGAGUACGCCCGCUCGUGGGAGAUCCCCAACUCCAGCGUCUACAUGGCCGGCUACGGCGUCGUCGUCGUCGGCUGGCUCGCCUUCGUCGUCCUCUUCAUUUUCUCAGGCAAGAGAAACCUAGACACCGCCAAAAAG